This is a messenger RNA of Hibiscus syriacus, 1523 nucleotides long. RefSeq names its product pto-interacting protein 1-like. Gene Ontology annotation, biological process: protein phosphorylation. The transcript is spliced from 8 exons. Gene Ontology annotation, molecular function: ATP binding; protein kinase activity. NCBI's taxonomy places the organism in Eukaryota, Viridiplantae, Streptophyta, Magnoliopsida, Malvales, Malvaceae. The record is from RefSeq and is a predicted model, not a curated record. Bases 265 to 1356 code for a protein of 363 amino acids.
GAUAAUAUAUAUUACGUAAAAAUUGUAGAAGAAAAAAGAUCUUGUAUUAAUGUAAUCUAAGAGAGCUGUCCAUAAAGUCAAGACUGGUUUUCCCUUUUAUCCUACGCAUCCCUCGAUUCUCUUAAAGUGGGCACCUUUCGCCGGCUUCGUAGUCUCAGAUCUCCUGUUCAACUACUACCGACAGUCUCUUAUUUGACUGAUCUAAGUUCUUGCUCCACUUCGUCGGCGACCGAAUUUUAGAAACAAUUUUCAAGGGAUUGAACCAUGAGCUGCUUUGGUUGUUGUGAAGAGGAAAGUGUCCACAGAACCGCUGACAAUGGAGGUCAACACAUGGUUAAAAAUUCAGCAGGGAACAAUGGAGUUUAUCAUGCAUCUGAAAUUGCAUCAAAGAGUGCGCAAACUGUGAAGAUUCAGCCUAUUGAAGUCCCUGAGAUUCCAGUUGAUGAACUAAAGGAAAUCACAGAUAAUUUUGGUGCUAAUUCUUUGAUUGGAGAAGGUUCAUAUGGUAGAGUCUAUUAUGGAGUUCUUAAAAGUGGGCAGGCUACAGCAAUCAAAAAGUUAGAUGCCAGCAAGCAACCUGAUGAUGAGUUUUUAGCCCAGGUUUCCAUGGCAUCAAGGUUGAAGCAUGAAAACUUUGUUCAAUUGCUUGGUUACUGUGUUGACGGAAGCUCCCGUAUUAUUGCCUAUGAAUUUGCAUCCAAUGGAUCGUUGCAUGAUAUUCUCCAUGGGAGAAAAGGUGUUAAGGGAGCUCAGCCAGGUCCUGUUCUAACAUGGGCUCAAAGAGUAAAAAUUGCUGUAGGAGCUGCCAAAGGGCUUGAGUACUUGCAUGAAAAGGCUGAUCCUCACAUCAUUCAUCGUGACAUUAAGUCCAGCAAUGUGCUAAUAUUUGAUGAUGACAUUGCUAAGAUUGCAGACUUUGAUUUAUCUAAUCAGGCUCCUGAUAUGGCAGCUCGCCUUCAUUCCACUCGUGUACUUGGAACCUUUGGUUAUCAUGCUCCUGAGUAUGCAAUGACUGGGCAAUUAAAUGCCAAGAGUGAUGUGUACAGCUUUGGUGUUGUGCUGUUGGAGCUUCUGACUGGGAGAAAACCUGUUGAUCAUACUUUACCCCGUGGUCAGCAAAGUCUCGUGACAUGGGCUACACCAAAACUUAGUGAAGACAAGGUGAGACAAUGUAUUGAUGAAAGACUUGGAGGAGAUUAUCCUCCGAAGGCCGUCGCAAAGAUGGCCGCUGUUGCUGCAUUGUGUGUGCAAUACGAAGCCGAUUUUCGGCCAAACAUGAGCAUUGUUGUUAAAGCUCUUCAGCCACUGUUAAAUGCACGACCGGUACCCGCUGCUGAAAUGCCUCCAGGCACUUGAUGUAUGAGGUUUUUUCUUUCUUUACUUUCAAAUAUGUUAAUGUCUUCUUAUUUAUAUCCUCUCUUUUUUUUUAGGGUAGUGGGGUUGAUGCAUAUCAUGGAGAAUUAACUUAUAAUCAAACACAAAUCUAUUCAUCCGAUAUGAUAUUACAGGUGGUUUAUAUGUGA